Oncorhynchus kisutch (coho salmon) is the source of this 1868-nucleotide messenger RNA. RefSeq names its product acetylserotonin O-methyltransferase 2 (gene asmt2). The coding region runs from base 329 to 1204 and encodes 291 amino acids. The record is from RefSeq and is a predicted model, not a curated record. The transcript is spliced from 10 exons. NCBI's taxonomy places the organism in Eukaryota, Metazoa, Chordata, Actinopteri, Salmoniformes, Salmonidae. Gene Ontology annotation, molecular function: protein dimerization activity; O-methyltransferase activity.
AUGCUCAGUAGCGCCCGGGCGGGACAGGCGCAGAGUAGAAUUACACUGUUCAUGUUGUGUUUAUGUAUUUUAAACAUCGAUAUAUAAAUCGCGAGGCGACUUUUUCUUUUACGGUUAGAUCUGAAUCUUUGAAGUGACUUGUAGAAGAGAACCGCAGUGAACUAGCGGGUCUUCUACACGGAUAAUUUUGGAUCUUUCUCCCAGUUGCUCCGAAAGCUUCCAUACAUCCAACACUAAACCAUUCUAAAGGAAUCUGUCUAUCCGACCUGAAGUGAACAUCAGACGGUCGUCAAUAGGUGACAGCAUCGAACUAUUGGGACUCAAUAUCAUGGCAGAACGUCUGUCCCAGAGCGAACUGGACUACCCCUUUAAACUGCUGGAGUAUUUCAAUGGAUUCAGAGUCUCAAAGGUUAUCUUCUCAGCCUGUGAGUUGGGGGUGUUUGACCUCCUGCUGUUGUCCCAGAAGCCUCUGUCUGCGGAGCUCGUGGCCCAGGAGCUGGGCGCCAGCGUGGACGGAAUUGAACGCCUUCUGGACGUACUGGUGGGAGUCGACAUCCUGGAGGUGGAGCAGAUAGACGGGACAGCCUGUUACAGCGGUACUGAUGUGGCCAACCUCUACCUGGCCAAGGGCAGCGCCAAGUCUCUUCAUGACAUGAUCAUCUACCAAUCACAGACCAUCUACCCUCUGUGGAACAACAUGGUGCACGCUGUCAGAGAGGGGAAGAACCAAAAUGAAAAAACAUUUGGCAUCUCACCUGAAGACAUCUUCCAAACCAUCUACAGGUCAGAGGAGGAGAUGCUGAAGUUUAUGGGUCUGAUGAACUCAACAUGGAUCCUGGAUGGACACGACAUCGUCACAGCCUUCAACCUCUCCUGCUUUAAGACCAUGGUGGACCUUGGAGGUUGUUCGGGGGCUCUGGCCAGGGAGCUGUCCAAGGCCUACCCCUCCUCCUCUGUCACUGUGCUGGACCUUCCUACAGUCAUCCAGACAGCCAGACAGCACUUCUCUGAACAGGACGAUACCAUUGUGUUUCAGGAGGGAGACUUCUUUGGUGGAGACAUCCCUCCAGCUGAUCUGUACAUCUUGGCCAGAAUCCUCCAUGACUGGAAGGAAGAGAAAUGUGUUCAGCUGCUGAAGAAGAUCCAUGCAUGUUGUCAACCAGUGAGCCUGCCCGAUCCCAUGUGUUGUUCUGGUCAGCAGUGAGCCUGCCCGAUCCCAUGUGUUGUUCUGGUCAGCGGUGGUGGGGUUCUGUUAGUGGAGGCUCUACUGUUUGAGAACCGUCGAGGUCCGGUCAUGGCUCAGAUCUUCUCCCUCAACAUGUUGGUCCAGACGGAGGGGAAGGAGCAUCCUCCCUCUCAGUACUCUAACAUGCUCUCCUUCGCUGGUUUCCACAACGUCCAGGUCUGUCGGACAGGGAAAUCCUACGAUGCCAUCCUGGCCAUCAAAUGAACCUGUCAGGCUGUUUAGACCAUGAAAUAUCUAUGGUUUAGACAAUGAAAUCUCUAUGGUUCAGACUGGAUAUCUUAGGAAGUAUCUAUCUUGUGUGAAGCCUCCAUGUUAGCAGUCUGUCUGCAUGAACCUCACCCUUCAGAUGCAGCCGACCCGAUAGUCUCCUGGUGACUCUGUUAUUGGCUAGCUAAGAUGACAUCACAGUGUUAUUGUUUUUACUCUUUUUUUCAGGGUCAUGUCUUCUCCCUCAAAUGCAAAUAUUUAGUUUUUCCGUGCAUAUAGUCUGUAUAUUAUCUGAGAUGUGAUAGUGAUGUUAUUCUCACUUCAAAGACGAGGAAAAAUGUGGGCAUAACUGUAAUGUUAGACCUGUUAGUAACCUGUUAGUAAUUUCCUAUUAAAGGAGUUUCCUCAGCAACAA